Aspergillus alliaceus is the source of this 949-nucleotide messenger RNA. RefSeq lists its product as uncharacterized. The record is from RefSeq and is a predicted model, not a curated record. NCBI's taxonomy places the organism in Eukaryota, Fungi, Ascomycota, Eurotiomycetes, Eurotiales, Aspergillaceae. Bases 164 to 886 code for a protein of 240 amino acids. Gene Ontology annotation, biological process: peptidyl-proline hydroxylation to 4-hydroxy-L-proline. Gene Ontology annotation, molecular function: L-ascorbic acid binding; procollagen-proline 4-dioxygenase activity; iron ion binding. The transcript is spliced from 2 exons. Gene Ontology annotation, cellular component: endoplasmic reticulum.
AUAUAUAUAUAUAUAUAUAUAUAUAUCCGAACUUCCCGUCUGAUAUUGUAUUACCCAAUACUCCGUACACAAUUUUCGUACAUAUCAAUUCCAACCUUGAAAUCUCCGCCCCGACCCAAAACCACGAAAGAAACAAAGAAAGAAGGAAAAAAAGAAAUAAACCAUGCCCCCAAAAUCCAAAACCAAAAAAGACACCCAACCCUCCCAAUCUACCCCCAAACCCAACUGGCCACCCCUCCGCCCCCUAAUCCCCUCAUCCGACCUCACCCUCGACCCCCUCCUCCCUGACCAAAUCUACCUAAUCCCAAACUUCUUCACCGCAAACCUCUGCAAAGCCUACGUCUCAUUCCUCGCCACGUUACCCUUGACCACCACACCCGGGAAACCGAAAAAGGGUGAAGCGGUCCGCGUCAACGAUCGGUUCCAGAUCCAAGAUGAGCGGUUGGCGGAGUCGUUGUGGAGCGAGACGGCGCUGAAGGAUCUGGUGAUGGACGGUCAUGGGAAGAGGUCUAUGAAGGAAACCUGGGGCGGAGAGCCUUUGGGAUUGAAUGGUAAUAUUCGGAUUUAUCGGUAUUCGAAGGGGCAGUUUUUUGCGCAACAUUAUGAUGAUUCUAAUACCCUCACUUUCUCGUCCCCUGCACAUCCAUCCCAGACUGCUCGCACCACAUGGACUCUUCUCAUCUACUUGACUACCUGCACGGGAGGUGAGACGAUUUUCUAUCCGGAAUCCACGCGCGGGAAUCGCAACCCCGACCCAAUUUCAGUGGCCCCAGUCACGGGUAUGGCGCUACUGCAUCGGCAUGGCGACAGAUGUCUCCUACAUGAGGGGAACGAGGUUUCGGGCGGCGAAAAAUGGGUGUUGCGGAGUGAUUUGGUUGUCCGAUGAUGGUUUUAUAAGACCGUACGUGCUAUUCUACUUCAUUUGUAUGUGCCUCAUGCCAUGGAUAGC